Molecule: messenger RNA, 1789 nt
Organism: Rhinolophus ferrumequinum (greater horseshoe bat)
Lineage: Eukaryota; Metazoa; Chordata; Mammalia; Chiroptera; Rhinolophidae
Gene: CMPK1
Product: cytidine/uridine monophosphate kinase 1
Exons: 6
Coding region: 101-787 (228 amino acids)
Biological process (GO): CDP biosynthetic process; UDP biosynthetic process; 'de novo' pyrimidine nucleobase biosynthetic process
Cellular component (GO): nucleus; cytoplasm
Molecular function (GO): UMP kinase activity; ATP binding
Source: RefSeq, a predicted model, not a curated record
GGGCCGCGGCGAGCGCCCGCCCCUUUCUUGCCGCCCCGCCCCGCGCCUCCGCCGGCCGGGUUGCUCUCCGCUACCUCAUCGUCCUGCCGACACCCGGUGUAUGCUGAGCCGUUGCGACCUCCGGCUGCUGCACCUCCUGGGCCUUAGCUUCCCGCUGCUGACCCGCCGGCCGCUAUUCCUCUGCCCUCACCGCCUCAUGAAGCCGCUGGUUGUGUUUGUCCUCGGCGGUCCUGGCGCCGGCAAGGGGACCCAGUGCGCCCGCAUCGUCGAGAAAUAUGGCUACACACACCUUUCUGCAGGAGAACUUCUUCGUGAUGAAAGGAAGAACCCAGAUUCAGAAUAUGGUGAACUCAUUGAAAAGUACAUUAAAGAUGGAAAGAUUGUGCCAGUUGAGAUAACCAUCAGUUUGUUAAAGAGGGAAAUGGAUCAGACAAUGGCUGCCAAUGCUCAGAAGAAUAAAUUCUUGAUUGAUGGAUUUCCAAGAAAUCAAGACAACCUUCAAGGUUGGAACAAGACCAUGGAUGGGAAGGCAGAUGUAUCUUUCGUUCUGUUUUUUGAUUGUAAUAAUGAGAUCUGUAUUGAACGAUGUCUUGAGAGAGGAAAGAGCAGUGGUAGGAGUGAUGACAACAGAGAGAGCUUGGAAAAGAGAAUUCAAACCUAUCUUCAGUCAACAAAGCCAAUUAUUGACUUAUAUGAAAAAAUGGGGAAAGUCAAGAAAAUCGAUGCUUCUAAAUCUGUUGAUGAAGUUUUUGAUGAAGUUGUGAAGAUUUUUGACAAAGAAGGCUAACUGUGAACUUGAAAGCGUCCUUGAAAUCAUGCUUGAAUAUUGCUUUGAUAUAGCUGCUAUCACAAUCCCUUUUUAAGGCAAUUUUAAUCUUUCAUAAUUACAUAACAGUUAAUGGCUAGUAAGUAAGACAAAUUAAAUUUUUUAUCUUUUUUUUGGUUAUAGGAGUAGUCAGUGAAUUCGGGUCUAACUUCAUCUUAGCUAUGGUGCUCACAAAACAAAGAAGGGUAUUAGCUAGUUUGUUUUUAUUUAAAAAAGAAUAUCCCUUUUAUUGUUUGUGCCUUCUGUGAGCAUAACUUUUUAGUAUAUGCGUAUAUCCCUUUAGUUAUUACAAUAUGUCAGGAUUAGGGAUUCCUUACUUCCUCUUUUUCUUGCAGGUUUUAAAUUUCCAACCUGUUAAGUGAAUUUGUGGACCAAAUUCCAAAGGAACUUUUUGUGUAGUCAGUUCUUGCACAAUGUGUUUGGUAAACAAACUCAUACAAUGAAGUCCUAGAUGUGUUUUCAUACUUAUCAAAUAACUGACCAUUUCCUAUAGAAAGGUAAGAAAACUUAGGCUUCCUUUUACUACAACUUGUACAAAGUUGUGUGACGGGGCAUAGUCUUUGCUUCCAGGGAUUCGGAUGGUGACAAUGGGGGUUCAGAGCCUGGCAGAAUUGUCAGCUUUAUUCUGACAUAAAUCUGAGGUUAAGGGGCAAGGAUCACAUUUAAUGACGUAUUUCUUAUGCUCCAUUAUAUAGUGUUAUUAAUGAUUAAACUAAUCUUAACAAAAUUCCUAGCAGUGGAACCUUGAAAUGCAUGUACUAGGUUUAUGGUAAAAUGGGGUUGUUUUUGUUUGUUUUCUAGGCUAAAUAUAAGGUUAGUAUAAAGUAGAGGCAAUCUAAUGGUUAAGUUUCCCAUUUGUAUUUUAUUUUCUUGAAUACUUUUUUUUCAUAGUUAUUUGUUUAAGAAGAUUUAAAAAUCAUUGCACUUUGGUCAGAAAAAUAAUAAAUAUAUCUUAUAAAUGUU